Molecule: messenger RNA, 5334 nt
Organism: Homarus americanus (American lobster)
Lineage: Eukaryota; Metazoa; Arthropoda; Malacostraca; Decapoda; Nephropidae
Product: neo-calmodulin-like
Exons: 6
Cellular component (GO): myosin II complex
Molecular function (GO): calcium ion binding
Source: RefSeq, a predicted model, not a curated record
CGCAGCGAAGGAAAGGCGAGGCCCGCAGUAAGAGUGGCUCCGUGGAUGCAGUGCCCAAAAAUCAAGCAGUGAAAGGUGGUGCCGCCCAGAAAGGAGGAACACCUUCCAAGAACAACAAACAGGUAGCCAAGCCCUCGGCCCAGAAGACCCAGGUGAAGCAGGCGCCCUCCAAGGUGCAAGGGAAGGGAGGCAAAAAGGGCAAAAAGGGCCUGAAGCAUCAGCAAUACGACCUUAUUGUCACCAUAGAUCUGGUGGAAUAUGGACUAACAGAUGAUCUUGUGGCAGAAUUUAAGGAAGCCUUCAUGCUCUUUGACAAAGAUGAAGAUGGUUUGAUCACCACGGCUGAGCUAGGAGUAGUGAUGCGCUCUCUGGGACAACGGCCAUCAGAGACAGAACUGCGGAAGAUGAUGGGUGAGGUUGAAACUUGUUCAGAUGGAAUCAUCGAGUUUAACGAGUUCCUUCAGAUGAUGAGCAAGAAGCUGAAGGAUAUUGGCAACGAGGAAGAGCUCAAGGAAGCAUUCAAAGUAUUUGAUAAGAAGAAUUCUGGGUAUCUAUCUUCAACGGAACUACGUCACGUGAUGACAAGUAUGGGUGAAAAAAUGUCUGAGCAAGAGGUGGAGGACAUGAUCAAGGAGGCGGCACCCAAUGGUGAUGGCAAAGUGAACUAUGAAGAGUUCGUGAAUAUCAUUGCCAGAAAGCAUUAAGAUCCACCGGCCACCACAGCGUAACAUCGUGUACAUAGGGUUUUGUACUUUUGUAGAAUUAUUUCACCUGAUAUAUUUUGUUAAGACGUCAAAUACCCUAACACAUGGAAGGCUAACAAUGAGAACUGCACGUGGUGCUGCCAGCAUGUGUUAUCAGUUCCAUUUGUUAUAUGAUGUGCCCACUCUUAGAAAUAUAUGAGGGGUACUGGCAAAUUGAGUGUUACCAAAAGAUUUUUUGUUUCUGUAGCCCGUAUCAUUGUGAAAUUCCCCAUUGGAGAAAUGACGAGGAUGUAUGUGCUACUGUUCUCUGAUAACCACGAUGGUCCAUUGUCAGCCUUCUGUAUUGAAAAUCAAAAGAAUCUUUAUCACUAAUAGACAAACCUUUACCUCCAAGUGUGAAAGAGGAAAAGUUUUGUUUUUACAGAAUACAGGAGGAAUGAAAGAAUAGAAUUGUUGACACAUAGAUACCAAUGAAGAGACCAAAUUAAGAUGAAAAUGGUUGAGUUGUGAGGCAAGAGUUUCCUUACGAACAUAAGUAUGGCAAUAGGUAAGUGCAAUUACCAUUAAUGGGUGGUUGUCGCAUCUUUUAAAAAAUUCCGACUUCAUCCAUUUUACUUUGACUUCUACAAAAACUGAAAAGGGAGAGAUAAUACCUUAUGUGCUAAUUUGUUAAGCUCUAGUGGAAAAUACUGUUGAAGUGCAUUAUAUGAUUUAUAUAUAAAUAUAUAAUGUAUAUAUAUAUAUCAGAGUCCUUAUAUAAUUUUGAUUGCAAAAUCAUAUUGUAGAAUUCUAGGGCGUGAUCAUUGUUUUAUUGUUGUUAUGUAUUUAAUAAAUUAGACAAAUAUCAGAGUGAUAUAAAUUUUUAUAAAAAAAACAGUUGAAGAAAAUUAUUCACUUUGCUUUUCUUAUAGUGAAAUCUAAUCCAAGAAAGUAAUAUUUUGUUGAUAAGCAAUACAAAAUUACAGUAAGACGUUACUAUUCCAAGGCUUCCAGAGACGGCGCGGCCUUCUAAGCAUCCUUGCCCGUCAUCACAACCACGCACAAACUCCAUGUUGUUUUCAACUCCUGUCACUUCUAUAGAAGCACUGAAAUCAUCGAAUCUUGAAAUAAUAAAAGGAAAUGGGGAAAACUUUGACUUUUAAAUCAGUACAACUUAAUAAAAAAAAAACGCUACUGUUACUAAAUGACUGUUUUGAGUGUCCAACACAAACUACCAGAUUUACAAUUGAAAACAUUUAAGGUUAUCAAUAUGUGCAUAAUAUAUUCAGUUAUAUGUGCUAUGUGGAUAGCACAUAGAAGAGAUAUCAAAGAACUGGUCAAGUUUUGCCCUUCUCUAAAAACUCUUCAAGGUUCGAAACCCACUCUUUAACUUUGGCAUACAAGUCACACAAGUCAUCACUAAGGGCCUGUUUGAUAUGGUGACAUAAUCUGACGUAUGCUUACAUUCUGGAAUUUCCAAUAAUUUUAUGAAGUCUGCAAUUAUUUUAUCAAAAAGGACAGCUUGAUCGACAGAUUAUGUUAAGUGACAGUUCAUUCGUCUCAAAAUAAAUUACUUCAUCUUCACUCACCUCUGGUGUGUAAUCUCUCAACAGUUCACUCCCCUACUCAGGGUAAAAAUAUAGUUAUUUUAUCUCUUCAAGAAUACAGAUACCUCGAGAUUCACGAAACUCUCUCCCUGAACUAUUUUUAACUGAAAAAUAAUCUUGUAAAUAAUAAUGCUGCUGACGUCAGGAGUGUUCACUAGACUCUGACUCAAGAGAGAAGCCAGGAUAGGAAUCUCUGGUUGAUUGUGUUUGUAUGAUAUCCAGCUGGUACUAUGACUCCCUCUCUUUUCCUUCCUUACUUGUUUGUGCCCAGGUUCAGUACCCGACACAUAACCCAUGCCUAGUUUGGUUUUGGCAUUCAGCCAUUAUUACCUGCCAGUUUUAAGUCCCUCCAGCUAUAUACAUUCAGUGCUCUCAUUUCAUCACUUGGCAUAAAACCCAUCCGAGCCUAUGUUCAUUGAUUUGAUUACAUUCAAUGGCAGAACUGUCACUUCCCCAAUCGUACUUUCGAUAUCAUAACUUCAUUAAAACUAAGUUGUUUGAAUCGGUGUUCAAUAUAGAUAUAAAUAGAUAUAUGCGUUCUCUGUUGCUUCAUUAAAUAAAAAUAAUAGUUUCUGUGUUGUUGUUCCCAAAAGGUAAUGAGCUACUGUAUAGCUGAGACAUAUGAGCUUCUAAGAAAAACUUGCUAUGCAGUUGUGCACCGAGAGUAUUUUGCUAGCUGUACAUCCCAUAUUACCUAUAGAAAAGAUGUCCAUGGACUUCUUCAAUUUUAUAUUCGAUAAAUAUGUCAUAAUUUUCUGGCUCCAGAUGAGAAGAUGGUAUCUACAUACGAGUGAAAAGUAGUAUGGAUAUUAUAUGAUCUCAUUAAUCUUGCAUCCAGUGUAUAAUUAAUAAAGAAGGUGUUUAUGUCUUUGUGCUGUCAAAUGCUUAGCUACAAUUGUAUUUUUGUCCAGAACACAACACCAUGUUAGGUGUGUAGCUUUGUGGCAAGUAGAUCUGCACUACGAAUGAAUUAUCGAAAAUAAGUGGUAUUCUAUACCCCAAUUAACUUUUCAAUUUAUACAUAGUGUAGUUCCCAUCAUCUCUAAAGCCAAAAAAUUAUUGUCUAAAAGUGAAUGUCACUGGUUAUUUAUAGGAUGCUUACUUGAUGGUUACACCAACAUGUUGUAUUGAUGUUAUAGAGCAUAUUAUUAUUAUUAUUAUUAUUAUAGUGAGGGAACAUUAUACUGUACUAAUGAGGUUUUGUUUCUCUUUAAUUAGUUCUAUAAGUUACUCCUGCCUGGUGCAGGGACAUCUAUAUAUGCUGAAAUUAAACAAUUGGAUAAGUUUUAAGAUAGAUGUGAUGAUGCUGGUACAUGAGCUGGAGAAGAAAAAAGUAUUAUUGAAUAACAACAAUGACAGUUCAUUCUUUAAAUGUGGCUCAAACUCCUGCACCCCAUCACACAUCAGUAGUUGUACUCAAGGCUACCGCAGGUCAGUUCUUUCAUUGGUUUGAACAAGCUUUUAGUUUUAUCAAGUCCAUUGUGUUCUCAGAGAUCAUGUCUGUGGUAUCUGGGAACCCUAUUGUUAGACUAUAUGUUAGGAUAGCCUAACAUGCCUGCUGUUAGGUGACAUCAGAAAUUUGUAUGGUCUCAGACUCCAGAAUUAGAAGCUAUAGAAACUAAGCUAUUGAUUGACUAAGGUGAUGUAUGAUGUUUGUGUUGUCACCACACCACUGUUACUCUGGGCCUGGUUUUGACAGAAAUUAACAGUCCUCAGAAUAAAACGUCUUCAUAUUUUGAAGCUUGCUUAUUUUCUAAUUAUAUUUUUUAAAUUUAAACCAUGAAGUACAGUGCCACAGAACAAGCGACGCUAAAAGAAGGUUAUCAAGCUGCUCUUCUGCUUGGUAUGCUCUAAAUCAGCCUGCUGUUCAUGUUAAAAUUCUAGACUAAGUGGAAAAUUAGUAAAGAAUGUUAACAUGUUUUGUACAUAGGUAUUAAAAUACCAGUGUUGUGCAUAUUCAUAUUUCAUGGUAAUCAGGUCUAGAUUAAUAGUUUGGGUGUAACAGAUAAGUAUUUUUGGUGUGGAAGUAAAGUACUGUUGUGAGUAACCCAGUCAGGAAUGCCAAUGAUUAAAGGGUUGCAUCUUCGAGAAAAAUUUCAAAUUUGAUUUAAGUCAUUAGUAAUGCCCUUUGGUUGUGUAAGUUUAUAAUUCAAUCAAUCACUGGGUGUGUGUAAUGCCAGUUAUCUGCUGUGGAAUCAUCAUAUGAGUGUUAUUCCUCUGAAAUAUCCAGACUUUUUUUUUACAUCAGGACACAGGGUUGUCUUACAAGAUAAGUCACCCUUUAUACCAGGAUAAACACACACUGUUAGUCAUGUUUGAGGACACAGAGAAGCCAAGAUUCUAGUAUGAUUACAUUUUCAACAAUGAUGUUAGAUGAUGUAAGGAGUUAUAAUAGUUGUAUUUUAUAGAGUUUAAGAAGCAUUCAUAUAGUUAAAUGUCAUAUGCAAUUAAGAGUGUAUCUAUAAAGCUAAAUAUAAGCUAGGGCAGUAAACAGAAUAGCCAGUUUUACUUCAAAUGCCAGUUUUUAGAUAUCUUUAAAGUGAUUUUCUCUUGGAAUGUAUAAUAAUCUUAACUUAGGAAUCAUCAUAACUCUUUUUCUGGACUCAACAUUAUUUUCUGACCUGAAAUAUAUUUUUGUCAUAGCAUAUUUAGUUAUCUAAACUGUCCGAAUUGUCUUUAAUACGUCACAGUGGGAACCAUUCUUCUUACAGUUCAAAAUUAAUAAUCUUCAUUAUAAGUGUAAUAGAAAUCUAUCUUUAAAAAAAAAUCAUGGGCAUCAAAGUGUCACAAUUUUGUAGACUUAUUUCUUGAUAAGUAACUUUGACUAAAAAUAGGAAAUUGCUUUUUUAACUGAAAAUUGCCUUACGACACUUGAUGAAAGAUUAACCAGAAUAGACAACAAAUGAUAUAGGAUUUCUGAUACGGUAUAUGUUUAGUUUCAAACAAUAAUGAUAGUUUCAGAGUUCGAUAGACAAAAAAUAAUAUAUAUAUAUAUAUAUAUAUAUAUAUAUAUAUAUAUAUAUAUAUAUAUAUAUAUAUAUAUA